Messenger RNA from Caenorhabditis briggsae, 3447 nucleotides. The coding region runs from base 1 to 3447 and encodes 1148 amino acids. The record is from RefSeq and is a predicted model, not a curated record. Lineage: Eukaryota; Metazoa; Nematoda; Chromadorea; Rhabditida; Rhabditidae. The transcript is spliced from 7 exons. Gene Ontology annotation, molecular function: DNA binding.
AUGGAAGUCCAGAUAGAUCAUUCAAUUGGCAUCGAAAAAAUCAAAAAGCUUUUGGUCUCAUGUAAAGAGAUGGGAAUCUCAAGAGCAUGCGUUGGUCCUAGUAAAGCAUUGCUACAAAUUGGCCUGAAAGAAGUCGUAGGAAUCGACAUCACUACGAAAAAUCAAGAAAAACAUAGAUAUGAGAUAAAAAAGAUCAAACUAUCGAGUCUUGAUGUGCAAACCGGAAAGAUGGAAAACGUUCUUUGCAAUGCUUGGUGUAAAAUUGAGAAACCUGAAGACGUCAAAACCUCCGUGAACGCUUAUUCUAAAAAAACUGGGAGCAUUGAAGCUACAGUAGCCACCGAAACAUGGGUUAGCGAGCAACAAUCUUUUCGAAUCGCUUCGAUUGCUGCUAAUUUCAAUCCCGAAACCAAAAAUGUGCCAUCCUCGAUUUUUCAACGUUCAGAAGACAACCCAAUAGACUUGGAUGCCGCCGAAGAUCUUAUGCUUCCUUCGAGUUCUGUCGUAUCUCCCGAAAAACGUCAGCAACCGAAUUGGAAGAGUCCUUCGAUAGUGGAAGGUAGUCCAGAUGAAAAGACGGGGAAAACUCGUUCUCUGCCAGACUCUGGAACCCGCUACAGUAGUAUAUCCCCAAAAUCAGCAUUCUCCGAAGGCUUCGUACCAAAAUCACCGACCUUCGGCCCCGAUCAAGAAGAGUAUUCAAGAAGCAUCACGGAAAAGGAAAUUGAGGAAAACAUGUUCAUGAGUUACAACAAGAUGACAGUUGAAGAGAUUAGCGGACCAAUUGGGACGUGCCGAAUUGAUGAGCGGAUUUUCGGUAGAUCCCCUGAAACAACGAUGAUUCAAGUAAGUCAAACUGCAGCUGAACGACCCAUGGAGGUUCACGAGAAUGAAGAAACGGAUUCUGACAACAGGACAAGGUCCCAAUCUUCGAAAGUCAUCGAUCCAAAUGAGAAGAAAAAGUCAAACAUGACAGAUAAUGAACAGUCAAUUCCAAUGAUGCAAACUCCACAACGUUCCAAACCACUCAUGAAAUACCAAGCGCUUUCCAUAUUGGACAAUGUUCUCAAAACACCUCCACCGAUUGUUGCGCCGAUGUUACCACCACCUGAGGUUAUGCAAGAUAUAGCUGCAGUUGUUCAAAAAGGAAUGGCAGAUGGUACUGCCCGUCGACUGAAUGAGUAUGAUUAUCCUGAGCCUCCGUUUGAUGACUCUAAGAAAGAGAAAACUCCUGAUAGGAUGCCUCAUUUGACACCCCAUGAUAAGCCCCGAAAAGUGACGCCACAACGGCCAUCUCAAGUUAACAGGAGUAUUUUCCAAGACGGUCGGUCUCCGGUUCCAGGAAUACCAAAUGAUCCAGUGACCGAAGAAGAGCUAGAAGCGUUACGUGCUAGACAUUCUACUGAUAAAUCGACUGAAUCAGGUGCAAUUCCAAUAUCAAAGACAUCUACCGAGUACCCUUCUCCUCUUUCUCUACCUGCACCAAGAGCAUCAAACGAUUUCACGACGCCUGUUGCUCGACCACAAGGGUCCCAGUCUGCUACUUCUUCCGAAAAAGCUCAAACAACCCGAGGAGCGGAUACAGCUAAUCCACCCGGGACAUCUGCUCCUAGAAAACAGCCUCCGGUGCCGCCCCAGAUUUAUCCGUAUGUGAGGGUGGACCCGAAGCAUUUGCCACCUGGCCAAAAGGUUCCUAGCACGCCUCCCCGACGUAAUGAAACCUCUUCUGUGGAUAUCGGAACAGAUUCACCCGUAGAAGAUUCAGCAGCAAUUCGCGAGAGGAUGCAUAGGAAAAGAAGAACGAUUGGAAAUGAAGCACUAGGUGGAGAUUCAGGACCUUUGGAUCGAUCUAGAAUUCCACCACACCGAUUGACACCUCAACAGCUUCAACAACUCCAUCUAAAAAUUACGGCUCGAAAAAUGCAAGCUCUUCAUGGUGCGCCUCAUGGUUUUCAAAUGAUGGUUUUUCCGAAUGGAAAGCCAGUUUCCCAAGAAGAAUUGCUCGCAUUACAACACCAACACAUGAUGAGAGUCGCACAGCAUGGAGAUCCCAGAAUGAUGCAAUAUCCAAUGAAGAUGCUUCAAAGACCACCAGACCCAAAACAUCCACAAGGUCAUCCUCCAGGUCAUCAUCAACAUUUCCGAAGAUCAGCACACUUUCCGGGUUAUCCUCCAACCAUGAUUGGACCUAACGGACUUCCAGUUCAUCCACAGUUCGCCGGACCAAUGCCACCACAGUUCUCAGGACAAGUUCAUAUAACACCCGAAUAUGAAGAAUAUAUAAAUCGGUACCAUUUCCAACGAUAUCUUCGGAAGAAGAAAGAAUAUGAGCAAAUGGUUCGGGAGCAUCAGAUUGCGAAAGGAAUAGUACCUCCCGCUGAAGAAAUUGGCAGUCCGGAAUCUGCUCACAGAGAGAACCAACAUCAAAUAGGGAAAACAGAUGACCAAAACGCUUCUGCAUCGAAAAGUGUGGAGCAACCUGAUGAGAGCUCUGCUAAACUGGCAGUUCGAUCAACUGUUCGACAUCCAUAUUUGGUUGUGAAGUCACCAGUUCCACUUAGAGGAUCCGCUCCGUCCAAUCUUCGCACAUCCGACGCUUCUCAAAGACAUGAUGAGCCAAGCGAACCACCAAACCGUUCAGAGCCUGAACGAGUAGCUGAUUCUGAAAAGUCUUCAGAAGCAACGAAUGAAAAGGAUAAGCAGAAGACUGUGAUCGAGUGCAUAACACUCAGUGAUGAUGAUGAAGUGACACCAGGAGAAGUCGGCCACGACACCUCGCCAGGGGAACCAGUUGAUCGUAAGCCAACCCAGGACGAACUCGCUAUAAGAGAUCCACAAAAUUCGACAACCUCAGAUUCCAACAGUGGUGAGCCGGCAGCCAAAAGAGCGCGUAUCGAAACCGAAGAUCAUGGUUCUGGAGAAAGGGAGUGGACUCUUGAGGAUGAAGUCAGAGGAAGAGAAGAAUUUAGAAAGCAACAACACAGACAUUCAUUGGGAAAUGUUCGACCAAAUAUGACUGAACAAAGAGUAAUGUCUCGUAGAUCGGAUCAAGCGACUGUGGCCCCUGUUGUUCAUCCCGGAAACGCCAAUCGUCAAUUUUACCCACGCGGACAUCACUACGAACAAUCAACCUACUUCAAAACAGCGAACGUUGGCUAUGGUGUAGGAAAGAAGAGUCCUAAGAAAAGAAGCCGAUUCAGCUGGAAUCCUAUUGAAAAAAAAACUCUGAAACGUCAUUGGGUAAGAGGAACCUACAAAACUCCUGAACAAAUUAAGAAAAUAGCCGAAGAAUUGAAUCGGGAUGAGGGAAGAGUCAGAGUCUUCUACGACAAUCAAGUCAAACGGAGAAGGAUAGCUGAGAAUAAAGCGGUGGAUAUGUCCGGAAUACGUCCAAAUCCAGGAGGAGAAGAAGAUGAAGAUGAGGAUAUGGAUGACUUCGAGAUGUGA